Messenger RNA from Prunus armeniaca (apricot), 921 nucleotides. The record is from the annotation of a GenBank genome assembly. Lineage: Eukaryota; Viridiplantae; Streptophyta; Magnoliopsida; Rosales; Rosaceae.
AUGACUAAAAUCAUCAGUUUGGUGAAGGAAAAUAAUGUGCCAGGCUUCAAUGUAAUCAUAGUAACUACAUUGGAGACUAGAAUUAAGUGUCUUGAAAGAGUAGGGGUGGUCGCCCCAUUCAGAUUGACUGAGAAUAAGUCCAAGGAGGGGAAUUACUCUGGAGUUUAUCAAAUAAGGGCUUACACCAUCACUGCAGCCCGCAUUGAAACUUUUGUUUGGCAAAAUAUCGUAUGUCGCUUCGGCAUCCCCAACACCAUCAUCACAGACAAUGGCCGGCAAUUUGACAAUGCAAAGUUCAAACAAUUUUGUUCCAAUCUCAAGAUAUGUCUUUGCUUCGCCUUCCCAGCCCAUCCUCAGUCCAAUGACCAGGUUGAAGCCGUGAACAAGAUCAUGAAGAAAACUCUAAAGACCAAGCUUGACAAAGCUAAGGGUUACUGGCCAGAGCUACUCCCAGGGGUUCUCUGGUCCUACCGCACCACCUUUCGUACCUCAACAAGAGAAACACCGUUCUCUCUUUUCUUCGGUAUUGAAGUCGUGGCACCAGUGGAGAUUAGCCAACCGACAUACCGAACCUCCACUUAUGAGGCCGAAGACAAUGACGAGCAGUUAGCCCUGAACCUCGACUUCAUUGAUGAGCUUUGUGACCAAUCCAACAUGCUCAACGUCGCGUACAAACAGCGCAUCGCUAAGUACUAUGACUCCCGAGUCAAACCCCGUGCUUUCAAGAUUGGGGACUGGGUCAUGCGUAAAGUUUCCUUGGCUACCAAGAACCAUAUUGAAGGUACCUUGGGCCCCACAUGGGAAGGUCCAUAUGAGAUUACCAAAGUCUGCCGCCCCGACACUUAUCAGCUUCGUGAUCCUAAGGGCAGGACCUUGCCUCAUCCUUGGAAUGCUGAUCACCUCAAGUACUACUAUAAGUAA